Pochonia chlamydosporia 170 is the source of this 4110-nucleotide messenger RNA. Its product is annotated as methyltransferase type 11. Gene Ontology annotation, molecular function: S-adenosylmethionine-dependent methyltransferase activity. The record is from RefSeq and is a predicted model, not a curated record. NCBI's taxonomy places the organism in Eukaryota, Fungi, Ascomycota, Sordariomycetes, Hypocreales, Clavicipitaceae. Bases 1 to 4110 code for a protein of 1369 amino acids. The transcript has a single exon.
AUGUCUAGAGACAUGGGUUCUUUUCGCAAGGAUUCGAAAAGUCCCAGCGUAUCAAAUUCCGCAAAGUCUUUGCAAAGAGCUUUGGAUCCCGGACUUGGAAUUCAGUUUGAUCAAAGAGCGAGCCCAGCUCCUGACGAAGUACAGGGCGCGGAACCCAUCGACAUUGGAAAGUCUUUGGCACAACCACCAGUGAUAUACCCGGAGCUCGACCGCUAUCGCGACUUUCAACGCCCAGACUAUACGUUUGAUCGACCUGAGAUUGAUGUCCCUUAUCGUCUGGCAACACAGGAUUUGCCUCCACCAACACCAAUGUCACAACUCUUCUCCGGUGGGAGUAGUCAAGUUAGUGCCGUGAGUGGAAGCCCUUCAACCAAGUUUUCCGAGUCUCCAGGGCCUGGACCGUAUAGUCGGGAUACUACGCCAACGUCAAUGUCAUCUCAAUCUCCAGGUUUUGCAACUCCAAGCCGAGCAGGAGUUCCGCACCGGAGUGGUCGUCAACACAGCAUGUCAACAACCAGACCUCCUGUUACUAGAAGGCGCGCUGGAAGCUUCCCGAAUGAGAUAGAAACAACAAUCAUCGAUCCUCAUGGGCUAGCAUCUGUUAGGGAGUCACUCACCUCCUCUUCUUCCAACUCUACCGUGAAAGAUGGAGAUAGGGCUACUAGAAAGGACAAGGCAAAGACAAGGCAUUUACCGCCACCACCGCCCAGCCCGCCACCGAGAAAAUCUUCCCAGAAGUUCCGAAAACCGAAAGAAAGCAGCGAGGAUUCCAAGUUGUCAAAGUCCCAAGGUUCUGAGCAAAGAGAGAGCCCCGGGCAAUCCAAGCCGCGAAGCCCAAGCCGCUCUGAUCGAUCGUCCCCGCUUCAGAAUGGGCCGCCGGCUCGCCCGAGUCGGCACAACACCCCAGACAUGAAAUCACAGCUGUUUAGUCCUGUUCCCGUUAUACAGAGCAACCUGAUAUCUACUAUUCGGACACCGGAAGGGCGCGGAAACGGUCCCUUGAUCAGCACUUCUCUUCCAGGGUCCACAACGUCUCUACCACACGUCCGACAGAAUGCGUCGGCAUCAAACCUCUCCCUUGGCCACGAAAGCUUUUCUACAUCCUCACUAUCCCGGUCCAGCCUUGAUAAAGGACCCACUACUUUGAGUGAACCAAAUUUGUCCGCCCAGCCAACACAGUCGAGUUCAAGAUCGUCCUCGCGAAGUAGAUUUCCAUUCUUUAGCAGAAAGAAGGCUACUUCUAACACACCAAAGCAGGAUGAACACAUCGAAAAGAAGAAACUCACCCGGAAGGGUCCCGUGGCGGGGACUGGACAUGAGGGCUAUGGCCGAGUCGGUGCUGUCCGAAGGCGUAGCGGGAGUGGUUCUGCCUUACCACGCAGCGUCACAGACCCUGUCUCGUCCUACGACAGCUUAACAAGUGCAGAUUCGUUCUUGACUGAUCGAAUGAACCCAGUCAUAAUUUCUGGUGGCGAGGUCAUCGAAAACAGAAAUGCCAGCGCAGAGCUCUCUCGUUCGGAGACCAAUCAGAGCCUGCCAGGUCGUCCCAGCAUAGAGUCGAAAGUUUCUUCUGAGGGGUCUUCAACAUCCCGCAACGAGUCCAAGUCAGGGCUUCGGCCGUCUGCACUACCUCGGGACCAAACCUCCAGCCCUCGUCGACCCUCUGAUAGCAGUGGCUCUGAUGAAGUUGGUAUGGAAUCAACCCUAGCGUUUAGACGCUCGGUGCAGCGACUCCGAUCGUCGCCUGAUAGUCCCUUGCGACUUCCGCAACCAAUUAAAACCACUCGGCAUGGGUCUCCAUCGCCGCUUACGAGUGUUGAUACCAGUCUUCUAUCAGAUGAAUCACAGGUGGAUCUGCCGCGAGAAGUAUCACAAGACACAACCGGUCUACAUCCCGCCCCCAAAAAGCUCAAGAAAAAACCAAAGUCGCCACGGAAAUGGAAUUUGUUCAGCAGGUCACAGAGUCAGCCGAAUACCAAAAAGAGCCAAGAUAGCGAUCAAGUUCAAGCUACCGUCAAAGCGGUGGACAAACGACCUGUGGCUUUCUACACAAUUAUGGACAAUCCUGAGCAGGAUGACAGCGGGCCCUUAGACAUCCAAGAAGUUCUCCGACAAGCAGACGUGUACGGUCAGAUGCCAGACAGGGAACCUGAUGAGUAUAUGUAUCCGUCGAUGAAUUCCUCAAGGUAUCUUGUGGUGGACUCUCCACCUCAGCAGUCGUGGCAGGCAUCCUCGGAUACCCACUCAGUCACAACGAUUGCUUCGUCAUCCGCAGCAGAUGUCCCUUCCCAAACAGUCACGAGCGAUCUGACCAACAGCACGAGACCUAUUCGUCUUCAGCAAGUCGGCCGCAUUCCCCAAGUCAUCAAACAGCGUACCGAGAACCCGUCCCCUCAAAGCUUCUCUCGCCCAUUCCGAGCUAGCCUGCAGCUUCCAGCAAAGACCGCAACAGAAAUAUAUGACCCGGAGUCUAUUGCCACUGGCCCAACGCCGCCCAAGUCCACAACGCCAGUUCCAGAACUAAUUGGAGAAGGCUCGACUUUGGAAAGUGGGACUAAUAUGUCUUCAUCCCGCAACUCGAUCUCGAAGGUAUCACCAGAAAUCGGCCAGUCCGGUCGGGAGUUUCUGUCUUUUUCUCCGCGUAAGAACUCUACCGGCACAAUUUACACCAGUUCCAGCAGUUCUGGCGGCGCAAAUCCGUUUUCCACAGCCACGGCGGUUAUCCCAAGGCCAGAGGACCCCCCAGCCGAGGAUGAAAUAUGGGAUGAAUACGAUGACCUACUCGGUGAUGAAGCUACGAAGGGACGCCAGUCUGCUACAUCCUCGAAAGGUAUUCCCUUUCACCUGGAAACCUACCAACAGAGGUUGGCAAGAGAGAAAGAGCUGGAUUCCCCUACCGUUGCGGUUGAUAGUCGAAAGGAAUCGACAUAUUCAAGGGCACCUACACACUCCAGCUCUUAUAGUGCAGACAUGACAGAACGAAUCCGUACCGCUUUCCAACCCAAACCGAGUCCUACGACCUUGGGUCCACUGGUUACCCAAGUCGCGGAAACCGGAGCUUCAUCUAGCACGUCAGUCGGUCAAAAAGAGACAACUGGAGAUAGACGGAAUAGCUCAUCUUCUUGUCAUACUACAUUCUCUGACUGUAGCUCAUGCUCAUCAAAUGAUGGGUCUCCGUUGGCUCAAGUCAACCUUCGUGUUGGAUCCAUGACGGUCAGCAAGUGGCUCACUUUCGGACACGUUCUAUUCAGCGACAUCCGCCACGAUCUUGCUCCAGUCAAGACCUCCUUAAGUCGCCACUCUAUUCUUGUCAUUGAUGGCCUGGGAAAUGACGAUUGGUCUUUCUAUGCUGCCGAGACGUACCCAGCUACCUCUUUCUUCAAUCUUUCGCCCCGGGCACCACUUCCUGCUGAACUUAAGAAUUCCCCGUCGGGGUUCCCCUUGAGUCCCGCGAAUCACCACCAAGUGCAAUACGCCUCUCACUUGGACAAGUUUCCAUUUGCACCGCAAAGCUUUGAUGCUGUUGUAUAUCGAUUCCCAACGGCAGCAUCGGAGGCUCAUUAUCGAAACAUUUUGAGCGAGGCCCGGCGCGUACUUCGACCGGACGGGUACAUAGAGCUUUCGAUUCUGGACUCUGACCUUAAUAAUAUGGGCAAUCGCGGCCGACGUACUAUUCGACAGUUGAAGGAACGCAUUCAGGAAAAGAAGCCGGAUACGACUUUUGCAUCCACAGCCGACUUGAUUGUGCGCCUGUUGGGGAAAACUGGUUUUGCAAAUAUCAAGGCUGCUCGAGUCGGGGUGCCUGUUGCCAGCUCAAUCACGAGAUCCAGCAGUCACGAGUCAAAGAGAAGUGACAAAAAGAAAGAUCCCCCAAGUUUGGCGGAGAUGAUGAGUGACAAUAGCCCGUUGGCAGACCAGAACAUUACGAAGAUUGUCACUCGCGUUGGCCGCUGGUGGUACACUCGUUGUUACGAGAGUGCCUUCGGUUCUGGACCCAACGACAGCAUUUGGAAUGAUAAGGCACUUCUUUCUGAAUGCGAACAAGCCGGCACUAGCCUGAAGCUCAUGGUAUGCUGUGCAAGGGCGCCAGAACGCAUCACCAGCUUCUGA